CUUGAGUAGGAACGUGAAGACCCGGCCUUAGAGAGAGCAGAUCGGAAGUGUAGCGCUUAAUGGCGGCGUGACGUGCCUCCAUCUUGGGAGUGGCGGGUUUCUGGACCCCUGCCUGUGAACACGCAGCGGGUCACGUGGCGGGCCUGUGCAAGCGCCCCUCUCUUUUGUUGGGCCUCCUUGUGGGACCGUCCCUCCGAACCGAGUUAGCCAAGGCUUCCUGACCUUACCUCCAUCACCAUGACGUCUCCCCUGUGCUGGGCAGCCGCGACCAGCACGGUAACUAGCCAGGAGCAAGCUCCAGCGCCCUCUUCCAAAGCCAAGGGCAAUAAGGCUCACCGUUCCCGAACCAAGGGAACGGGCCGGGCACAGGCCUGGCCUGCACAUCAUCCCAAGUCGCCAGCCUCCUUCCAUUUGAUGAAAUCUUCUGUGCACGCACAGGUGCUUGAGUUACAAAGAAAAAUCCAACUGUUAGAGGGUGACCGGAAGGCCUUUUAUGAGAGCUCCCAAUGGAACAUGAAGAAGAACCAAGACACCAUCAACCAGCUUCAGGAGGAGAUCAAGGCUCUGCACAAGCAGCUAAAAGACCUGCUGCAGGGAGACUCUAAAGUGGUCCAGGAAAUCAUUCAGGAAUGGAAGUCAGAGAAGCCGUACUUGAAGAACAGGACUUGUGAGCAGGCCCUGGAGCACCUGGAGCAUCAGUUGAGGGAGAAGAUGAACCAGCUGAAUGCCUUGCGACACCAGGUAAUGCUUCGGCAGAAACGGCUGGAGGAACUGAGGCUGCAGCACAGCCUGCGCCAGCUGGAGAUGGCAGAGUUCCAAGACAACAACACAGAAGCAGCCAAGACCAUGCGCAACCUGGAGAACCGGCUGGAGAAGGCCCGGAUGAAGGCAGAGGAGGCAGAGCACAUCACUAAUGUGUACCUGCAGCUCAAGUCAUACCUCCAGGAGGAGAGCCUCAACUUGGAGAACCGCCUAGAUUCCAUGGAGGCUGAGGUGAUGAACACCAAACAUGAGGUGCAAGAGCUGAAAGUGGUGAAUCAAGAGGCUAUAAAUGCCCGGGACAUUGCCAAGAACCAGCUGCAGUAUCUGGAGGAGACUGCGAUCAGAGACCGCAAGAAGCGCGAGCAUUACAUAACCGACUGCAAGAAGCGGGCAGAAGAGAAGAAACUUCAGACAGAGCGUAUGGAGCGUAAGCAGACUCACCGAGACCACUUACUGCUGCAGUCGGAAGAUGCAAUACAGGACCACCAGCGCCACAAGGAAGAGGAGCUGAGGCAGCGCUGGAGCAUGUACCAGAUGGAAGUGAUGUUUGGCAAGGUCAAGGAUGCCACUGGAGUAGCUGAAUCGCAUGGGGUGGUGCGAAGGUUCCUGGCCCAGGAUGAGACCUUCACGCAGUUGGAGACUCUCAAGAGGGACAAUGAGCUGGCAUUGGCGAAGUUGAAGGAGGAGAAGCAGCGGCUCCAGAGGGAGCUAGCGAACCUCAAAUACUCAGGGGAUGCCACGCUGGUGAGCCAGCGAAGGCUCCACGAAGAGAUGCAAAAGGCAUUCAAGAAGGAGGAGAAGCGUCACAACGAACUCCAUGAGCGACUGGAGCGCACCUCGAGAGUCCUCGAGUUGGUCAAAGAUUGCCUGGAGCAUUUGGCCAACAAACUGGGUCACGUUAACUUGGAUGAUACCACGGCAGGAAAGAAGUUAGACCGGGACUCAGAGGACUACAUGUGCAAUCUGCUGGUAGUUGUCCAGGAAAAGCUGCUGAAACUGCAGGAGCAACUGGAGAGCCAGGACGUGUCUGAGAUGCUGCGACACAUAGCAGACCGAGAGUUCCUGGCCACGUUAGAGGGAAAGCUGCCCCUGUACAACACCCGCAUCCUUCUGCCCGUUGCCAGUGUCAAGGACAAGUUCUUUGACGAAGAGGAGAGUGAGGAUGAUGACCGUGAUGUGGUGACCCGCGCUGCCUUCAAGCUCCGUUCCCAGAAGUUAAUCGAAGCCCGCAGCAAGAAGCGCAAUAGGUCGCGCAGGUCUUAAACUCGCAGUCAAGUCCCAUCGGGUGCCUCCGGGACUCUAGGGAGCCCUCCGACCCUCUGGGUCCACCUACGGGUGUGUGUGUGUGUGUCUGGGAACCCCCGAGGCUCCUUCAAGGGCUGGAGGAAGCUCAAGUAAGGGGCACCACAGGCCAGCAGCGCCCGGAGGAGAGAAAAGGCCGAGCCAGAAGUUCUCACAGUAAAUCUCUCGAGGCGAGUUGGUACCCGCCUCAGAAUUGCGCAAUAAAGGUCACUGACCAA
Mastomys coucha (southern multimammate mouse) is the source of this 2282-nucleotide messenger RNA. RefSeq names its product coiled-coil domain containing 151 (gene Odad3). The transcript has 14 exons. Bases 238 to 2025 code for a protein of 595 amino acids. Lineage: Eukaryota; Metazoa; Chordata; Mammalia; Rodentia; Muridae. The record is from RefSeq and is a predicted model, not a curated record. Gene Ontology annotation, biological process: cilium movement; outer dynein arm assembly. Gene Ontology annotation, cellular component: cilium.